AUGCCCACCAUAGCAUUGAACAAGGCGGACCUAUACAAAUCACUAGGGAAAGAAUACACCAAAGAUGAAUUCGACGAGCUCUGCUUCGAGUUCGGUCUCGAGCUGGACGAGGACACAUCCGAGUCGAAGCGACCUAUAGGGCCAGACGGCGUGGAAGAGCCACCUCAGCUCAAGAUUGAGAUACCGGCCAACAGAUACGACAUGCUGUGCUUUGAGGGUAUUGCCAUGAAUCUCAACGUCUUCCUCGGACGGCAGCCCAUGCCCAAGUACCGUCUCUCAGCACCACCCAAUGGCGAGCUCCAGACGACAUAUGUCAGCGCAGACACAGCAAAGAUACGGCCUUACUUCUCCUGCGCGAUAUUACGCAACAUCAAGUUCACCAAAGAGCGGUACGAAUCCUUCAUUGCCUUGCAGGACAAACUACACCAAAAUCUGGCCAGACAACGAACGCUCGUCUCCAUCGGCACGCACGAUCUGGAUACAAUGGAAGGCCCAUUCUCAUACGAAGCCCUCCCACCCGAACAGAUCAACUUCGUGCCACUCAACCAGGAAAAGUUGAUGAAUGGCAAAGAAAUGAUGGAGUUCUAUGAAAAGGACAAGCACCUCUCCCGCUACCUCCACAUCAUCCGUGAUUCGCCCGUCUACCCCAUAAUUUACGACAAGAACCGCACUGUCCUCUCCAUGCCCCCUAUCAUCAACAGCAACCACACCAAAAUCACCCUCGACACCCGCAACGUCUACAUCGACAUCACCGCCACCGACAAGACGAAGCUGGAAAUUGUCAACCACAUUCUCGUCGCCAUGUUCUCUCAAUACUGCGCCGAGGAAUUCACUAUUGAGCCCGUGAAGAUCGUCUCGCCUCACAACAACGAAACCCGCGAGACUCCCGACCUCACGCCACGCGCCACUCAAGCCUCCUCCAAAUACCUCAACUCCGUCUGUGGCCUUUCCGAAUCUCGCGAAUCUCUCUCCAAAUUACUAGGAAAGAUGUGCUACCAAGCCCGCCCCUCCCCCUCAGACUCCGACAAACUCGACAUCGACGUCCCCAUCACCCGCGCCGACGUCCUGCACGAAGCGGACAUCAUGGAAGACGUCGCCAUCGCCUACGGCUUCAACAACCUCCCCCGCCACUUCCCGGGCACCGCACACUCCGUCGCCGCACCUUUGCCAAUCAACAAACUCGCAGACAUCGUCCGCCUCGAAGCCGCCAUGGCCGGAUGGGCAGAAGUCAUGCCCCUCAUCCUCUGCUCCCACGACGAGAACUACGGCUGGCUGCAGAAACCCGACGACGGACGCGCGGUGCGGUUGCAGAACCCCAAGACUGCUGAGUAUCAGAUUGUGCGCACCUCACUCAUCCCCGGUCUUCUCAAAACCGUGCGUGAAAACAAACAUCACUCCGUCCCGAUGAAAGUCUUCGAGGUCGCGGAUGUGGUGUACAAGGAUCUGGAGAAGGAGAGGAAGAGCAGGAACGAGCGGCAUUUCGCGGCGUGUUGGUACGGGAAGAGCAGUGGGUUCGAGCAGGUGCAUGGGUUGAUGGAUCGCGUGAUGACGAUGUUGAAGGCGGCUUUUGUGAGCCGGGAUGAGGGGCUGGAGAACAAGAGGGUGCAGGGGUAUUGGAUUGAGGAGGUGGAGGAUUCGACGUACCUUGCCGGCCAUGCUGCGGCGAUUUACCUGUCUAUCGGUGGCAAGGCGCAGAGGAUCGGGACGUUUGGCAUUCUGCAUCCGAAAGUGUUGAGGAUGUUUGAGCUGCCGUUCCCAACGAGUACGCUGGAGAUGAAUGUGGAGGUCUUCCUGUAG
Saxophila tyrrhenica is the source of this 1797-nucleotide messenger RNA. RefSeq names its product phenylalanine--tRNA ligase subunit beta (gene FRS1). The coding region runs from base 1 to 1797 and encodes 598 amino acids. Gene Ontology annotation, molecular function: RNA binding; phenylalanine-tRNA ligase activity; ATP binding. Lineage: Eukaryota; Fungi; Ascomycota; Dothideomycetes; Mycosphaerellales; Extremaceae. The record is from RefSeq and is a predicted model, not a curated record. Gene Ontology annotation, biological process: phenylalanyl-tRNA aminoacylation. Gene Ontology annotation, cellular component: cytoplasm; phenylalanine-tRNA ligase complex. The transcript has 2 exons.